Messenger RNA from Salvelinus fontinalis (brook trout), 7387 nucleotides. RefSeq lists its product as uncharacterized. The transcript is spliced from 2 exons. The record is from RefSeq and is a predicted model, not a curated record. The coding region runs from base 4906 to 5223 and encodes 105 amino acids. NCBI's taxonomy places the organism in Eukaryota, Metazoa, Chordata, Actinopteri, Salmoniformes, Salmonidae.
ACCGUAAGAGGCUACAGAGAGUAGUGCGUACGGCCCAGUACAUCACUGGGGCCAAGCUUCCUGUCACCAAGGACCUGUGUCAGAGGAAGGCCCAAAAAAUUGUCAAAGACUCCAGUCCCCCAAGUCAUAGACUGUUCUCUCUGCUACCGCACGGCAAGCGGUACCGGAGCACCAAGUCUAUGAUCAAAAGGCUCCUUAACAGCUUCUACCCCCAAGCCAUAAGACUGCUGAACAAUUAAUCAAAUGGUCUCCCGACUAUUUACAUUGACAAGUUUCAGUAUGAUAAUACACAACCCCAUAUCACAAGGCUCUGUACACAAUUCCUGGAAGUUGAAAAUGUCCUAGUUGUUCCAUGGCCUGCAUACUCACCAGACAUGUCACCCAUUGAGCAUGCAAAUGGUGGUCACACUUGAUACUGGCUGGUUUUCUGAUCCAUGCCUCUACUUUUUUUAAGGUGACUGAUUUCCUUAUAUGAACUGUAAUUCAGGAAAAUCUGUAAAAUAGUUGCAUGUUGCGUUUAUAUUUUUGUUUUUGUUUGAACUUGCAGGUUAUUGCGAAUACAAUGACAUAAGAACCCACUAGGCUGUUAUGUUGUUGUUUCCACAUAAUUUCAACGAAAAUAAAUAAAUGUGAUGAUGUUGAAUCAACAUGGAAAACGGAUUGAAUUUGCAAAAAGUCAUCAACGGAGGGAAUUUAGUCUAUUUUUCACCCAACUUUUAUCCUAAAACCAAUAACAUACUGAUUUUUUUGGUUGAUUUCACGUUGAAUUCACAUUAGUUGACAGCGUUGGGCCAGUAACCGAAAGGUUGCUAGAUCGAGUCCCCUAGCUGACAAGGUAAAAAUCUGUCGUUCUGCUCCUGAACAAGGCAGUUAACCCACUGUUCCUAGGCCGUCAUUGUAAAUAAGAAUUUGUUCUUAAUUGACUUGCCUAGUUAAAUAAAGCUAAAAAAAAUAAAAAUAUAUACUUUUUUAAAAAGUCAACCAAAUGUCAUUCAAAACUAGACGUUGAAAUGAUGUCUGUGCCAAGUGGGUAAAGUUACUCCUCCCCCCAAAAAUAUGCACUUCUUUAGGAGUUUCUGCGGAAUUUCUUCCUUUCUGUCUACAUACCACAUUGUGAAACUGGGUAACUUACUGAGAAAUGCAACAGAACAAUACAGACAGAGAAACAGAAAGUAAGUUGCCAGACCACACAAGUUCAUGUCUCCAUCUUGUUGAUUUCCUCCUGAAAACAGACGCUUUUAUUCAUACUAUAGAUGUUGUCUGACUUACUGGACUGUAUGUACCAGACAGUAUACCCUAGUAGUCAACUACUGAGAAUAACAAAUCCAAGCAUUGGUAGGGUCUCUUAAUCCAUGUCCGGACAGGUUGACAAGGUGCCUUCUUUAUUCUGCCUUUUAAAAUACUUGAAUAACGGGAAGGAAGAGAUGAGUCAUGUGGGAUUAACCAACCGGUUUAAACAGUGUGUCCAGUAUACCAUGUUGUCAAAUGUACCUUGAGUCAGUGGUGUAAUUUCAGCUAACCCACAUCAUUUUUCUAAAGUUAUUUACUGGAUUUCUACACAAUUUAAAACCAUUCGUAGAACACCUUGGCUGCUGUAGCUUCAUUCACCUCAGCUGACAAGGGACAUACAUUUUGACGACAACAAUUCAUACAGCACGUCAUACAGCAAUUUGUUUCUAUGCACUGGGAUUAAAAACUGUAGUUUCGUUUCAUAUCAAGUCAAACAGGAGUUACGUAGUCAUCUACAGACAUCUUCCACCUCUGCAUUUUUUAGAGCUGUUCACUGCAGCGAGGCAAACAGCCUCCCCUUCCACUCUGAGCUGCCCGCAUGGUCUUAAAACCAGCCCGCUAAAUGUUAAGUUUCAAUAUUGCAUGCAAAAGUAUAGUGAAAUGCCUUUCUUGCAAACCUAAUUUCCUUUUAAUCGGGAUUGGAAUGAUUUUUGUAGCCUAUUUUAAAUUGUUGGUGUUGAGCUAGGGUAUGUUGUCUGCUGUACUCUGCCAUACCCAAUUGACACCCCUGCCUCAAGUUCGACCUUUAGCCUGGAAUUGAUUGGCUACUUAUUGCCGUACUUUCGAAAUCAAUAGUCUCUUUAACAUGAAUCUGAUAUCACAGUCAAAUUACUUUCAUCCAGUCACAUUUACACAAGCUGUAUGUUGGACCAGUCAGUCAGAAAGUGGAUUGGAAAGUUCCUAAACAGGCCUUUGUUUACAUCAGAGCUAAUAACUACUUUUUUUACAAUGCCAUCACUGAAAAUACAAGAGAGGUACUUCCAUAUAUAGAGUAAUCUCCAUCAAAUCAACUUUGUGUGUUCUUCAGAUCCCUCCUCCUGUUUUCAUUGCACUGGGCCAAAACAUUUUACAGGAGUGACUCAUGGCCUGCUUUGCUUUUGGGACUGGUUAGCAACGGAACGGCCUAGCCUAUUUUUGGCCUCCGCAUCCUUCUGAUUUACUUUUCAUUAGCACACGAGCUCAUAAAAUGUGCAGAGUAACGUUUCAAAGGCACCCUAAUGCUGCUGUGCAGGGCAAUAUUUAGCCUACCCCCAAAGAUUCCCAAGAAGAGCCACUUCUUUAUGAGAAUGUUUUCUGCUGAGCAGUGUUCUUGGUUUCUGCCACAGAUUAUGAAAAUUGAGAAUAGAGUUUCCAAACAGGAAAUUAGGAGAGAUAAUGGGUUGAUUUAGCAGCACAAAUAGGGGAAUCCUAGCUUUGAGCAAUGACUGCGGUAGUGCUAGUCUUUACAUCCUGAUUACAGUUCCUUUACCUCUUUACAAUCUUUGAAAAAAGGGUUCCAAAAGGGUUAUUUGGCUGCCCCCAUAGGAGCACCCUUUUUGGAUCAAGGUAGAACGAACCCUUUUCGGUUCCAUGUAGAAUCCUCUGUGGAAAGUUUUCUACAUGGAACCCAAAAGGUUAUACCUGGAACCAAAAAAGGUUAUUCAAAGGGUUCUCCUGUGGGGACAGACAAAGAACACUUUUCUAAGAGUGUACGAUUCAGUCCUCACCCCUCACUGUGAAGUACGACAGUAUAUAGCCUACAGACAGGUAAUUGGGUGUAGCGUAUCCCAAUAAACUCCACAUUAAAACAAAGCCUGGAGCAAACAGAAUAAAUCUCACAUUCUUAUUGCAAAAUGAGGAUUACUGUGAUCAUGAAACACAUAUACUCACAUGGCCACAGCCAGCGUAUUCAUGGUUCCGUGUGAGGUUAACAAAAUAAUACAUAUUUCCAAUAGGGGACACUUUUUGGUGUCAGUCAGACAGUCAGAGCACCUAUUUGGUUUAAAAUAACAUAUUUCAGUGUGUAUUUUCCCUCUUUCUCUACUCAUCUCUCUCUGUGAAUUACAGUACAAGGGUCAAAUUGUGUAUGUUGUGGGAUGUGACAGUCUCUUACCAGUGAGUGCAUGUUGUUUGCCACAGGCAUGGAUGAGGUCCAUUCUCCUCACGAACAGGGUCACAUGAUCUCUCACAGAUUUCUACAAAGCAGUCACACAUCAGUGCAUCUCUCUCUGCUUCACCUGUUUCCCUGCUCUGUCCACACCCUGAGCAUACAGGACCCACACACACACGCACACACACACACACACACACACACACACACACACACACACACACACACACACACACACACACACACACACACACACACACACACACACACACACACACACACACACACACACACACACACACACACACACACCCACGCAUGCACACACACUUUCAUUUCCUCUUUCCAAUUAGAGUUAGUGAGGUAGCGCUGAAAUGGGUGAGGUGUUUUGGUUAAUUUUAGGUUUAUAACACUUAUAAUUAUGUGCAUUAAUGUUGUGUUAAAGCGUUCAAACACUAAAGUCAGCAGCUCUUUAGAAUAUGAAUUUGAAAACAUCAAGUUACAAACUGCAGACAAAUCCAAUUAAUUAUGAGCAGUGGGAUUCUCAGGGGAGCUCUCUGUCCUCUCUCUUUUUUUCCUCUCUCGCUCUCUCUCUGACAUCACUGGGAACUUGUGUGUAUAAAGUAACCACAAGAAUGCAGCGUGUCAGGCAAGGGAACGUGAAUACAGACAGAGGGCCCUUUCUUACACAGGGUGUGCAGGGCAGAGAGAAGGGACGCUGCACUGAGAGAGUGACACACACGGGCAGAGAGAGGUAAAGAGAUACAGGCACAAAGAGCACAGUUCAAUACAUACAAGGUAUGGGGCAACAUUGAGAGCUUAGAGAAUAUCAACAAAAAGCAGCAGCCGAUAUUAAAGAGGAUUUACAAGAAAGAGGAGAGGGAAAAACAGCUUUACUGGCCCGGACUUCGAAAACCUUUUGCCGAAAAUGUCCUCAUUCCAUCACUUCUCCCAGAGGAGAAUGGAUUAAAAUAGAGAGGAGACUCCAGAGGACGUGAGGUAGGAUCCCAAAUCCCAAAAGAGGAAACAAACAAACUACACAAACAGGCAGACUUCAUAGACCUUCCCAUCAAGGCAAGGAGAGAUUGGAAUCAUUACAGCAACUGAAGGAUUACAAAGGAAAACCCCCCCUCUCUCAUAAACAAUUGAUCUUUGGACUUCAAAGUUUCAUAAAAAAAUGCGUUGGUCUUCAAACCCCCAGAUAAGGCGGUUAAGGAAGGAGGGGAGGAUAAAGAGAUUCUCCCUGCAUCAAUGAUUUUUCUAGUCUGUCCCAUCCUCCCUUUCCUUCAUCAGAUAUUCAUUGUGACUGGGAUGUCCUACUAUAUCAGCUGAAAUCUUCAAUGUCAUGAGUUCACCAGGAAACUGAAACCAGCACUAGAUCAGGGUCAAAUCACCACAAGAACAAUCCCCUGAUAACAGCUACACCCUUGCUGACUACUUCAAUCAGAACGUGUUCACUAUUGUAAUUGGUUUCUUCUUCAAUAGAUUACCCUCAAGAGGAGUUGUUCAGACACUGUCAGUGAACGAUGAAGGAAGACAUCUUGGAUUUUUUCAGUGACUUGUGGAAGGUGGCCACCACUAAGCAUGACCAGGGGAUCUAUAACACAGUCUGCCUGGUGGUGCUGCUAGCCCUGCCUAUGGUGGUGCUCUUCACUUCUCUGGUGGUGUGCUGCCACUGCUGCUGCUGUCGCCGGGCCAACUCCGCUGGUUGCUGUGCAGACAGCCCCAGCUCAGCCACAGCAAAAUCAGACAAAAAUAAGAAGAUUCCGAAAGAUGAGGACUUGUGGAUCUCGGUCAAAACAGGACCUAUGACACCAGACAGGGUUGCCCUGACGAUGGUGUAAGGUUCAGAUAAGGUUUUAUCCUUUUGUAUUCACAUGAAGCUCUUAUUUUACUGCAAGGUACAGGUGCAUGAUGCCGAGCACUGGUGUUCAAUAUGCUCGACAGAAACGGUUGAAAGACAGUAAAAGAACCAACGAUACGUCAUUGAUUGUGUGUGUGUGUGUGUGUGUGUGUGUGUGUGUGUGUGUGUGUGUGUGUGUGUGUGUGUGUGUGUGUGUGUGUGUGUGUGUGUGUGUGUGUGUGUGUGUGUGUGUGUGUGUGUGUGUGUGUGUGUGUGUUGGUUCUUCUAUCCAUGUCGGGACCUAAAAUCCCCAAAAGUCUCCAAAACGAUAGUAAAACAAGUCAAAUUCCCAUGUCCUCAUGAGGACAAAGACUAUCGGGUUAGAGUUAGGGUUAGAAUUAGGUUUAGGGUUAGAAUUUGGGUUAGGGUAAGGGAUUAGGUUUAAGAGUAAGGUUUAGGGUUUGGGUUAGGGUUAUAGGUUAAGGUUAGGGAAAAUAGGAUUUUGAAUGGAAAUCAAAUUUUAGGUCCCCACAAGGAUAGAAGAACAAAACGUCUGUCUGUGUGCGUGUGUGCGUGUGUGCGUGUGUGCGUGUGUGCAUGUGUGCGUGUGUGCUUGCAUACGUGGGUGUGUGCGUGUGCAUGAGCAAAUGGGUGUAUGUGCAUGGGAGAGUGAUAGAUGGCACAUAGCGUAUGUGUUAGUGUGCACUUCUGUGUGAAAUUCACUGUCUUCACAUUUGGGGACUAUUUAUAUUUCCAAUGCUGGAAGCCAGCAAUCUAGUAUUGUGAUUCAGUUAGAAGACAAUUUUUAAUAGGUUAGACCAUUUUAAGUUCAAAGCACUUGCAGUUAUUGCACUUACAACAGAAAUUUGUGUAACUACUUUGAAAUAUUUUGCUGUAUUUGCUAUACCCACUGAAUGGAGAUCUUAAGUCCAUUUAUGAGUUAAGUAUCAAACGCAGAAUUUAAUAGAACCAAGUGAAGCACUGAGAUCUUUCAAUUACAUUGCUCAAUGUAUACGUUUCUUUCCCCGUAGAGUAUCCUACAUACAGCAGCUAGUAUUGUUGAUGAAAAAAUGUAUCUAACAGUUCCGUGUUUUACGCUGCCUUAUGCUCAGAUUGAUGACACAGAUUCAUGUUUACUGUCUUGCACUGUCCCAAUUGGUUCAUAAUAUCAUUAUGCAUGGACACCAGGCUCUCAGAUUUAUGGGGCGCUGAGUGGAUCCUUCUUAUAUCCUCCUCCCUCAGUGCCAAUGUAGCCCUCUGACUUAAAAUAAUAGUUAUUCUAUCUCAAAACUGUGAUUCUUAAAAAAUGUGUCCGAAGAUUUGGUCAACUUCCGUCAGAUGUUUAAAAUCCUAUAUUCAUCAGGAAUGAGCAGGGUCAGCUAUACCAUAAGGACCCCUUAUUCAUGUCCUCAUUACAUGUAGUGUAGCAAUACCACUCAUGGUCUGUAAAGUUCUCUACUUUUGAUAGAUGUAAACAAACAAUAUUGAAAUCACAAUGGUCACAACCAUAAACGGUCAAGAAAAAGGCAAUUUUUGUCAAUUCCAUUAAACUCCGUCAGAUUUGUGUCUGACGUCAAGUCCAUCAGAGUGCUGUAAGAUCUGAGAAUUGUUGUGUUUUUAUUGGGGAUUUUCAAAUUAAUAAUUUUCUAUAUUUUACAAAUGUUUGUAUUUUUGAAACAAAAGUAGAUAUUGUUCCAUCUUUCAAGAAUCUCUGAAUCGAUUUCCAAUUUACAAAUCCGGUGACAAAUCAGUUUUAUUUGUUAUGUAUUCAUGAUCCUUAUUUUGAGCUUAAAGACUUCUGCAUUAGUUAUUCAUCUAUAAAAAGUCUGAGGGUGAAAAAAUACUUUUCCUUUGCAAAGUUUUUCUUUUCAAUUCACAGGAUCGGGGUGGGGGGAUUUGCCCUUUGUUUAAACAGUAAAUCUGCCAUAGACGAUAGUUUCACAUUCUAUCACUGAAGCUGUGAUCUGUCCCAAUUAUGCAUGAGAACAUACUGUAUAUUCUGGCUGUUUGUUAUUACACAAGAAAAAGCUGAGGCAAUCAUUCAAGUUAUGAGCUCAGGCCACAGUGGAUACCGCAUGCAUAAUUUAUCCUAUCAUUUGAUUUUACAUAACAGCUAUAUGGAGAAAAGGGAGACAAAAAAUAAAGUAUUUUUUAUGCAUUGUUAA